AUGCCUUCUCAAAAUUCUCGUCUAAAUUUCCAAGCCGAUGAACUAAAAUUCAGACAGAUUAUUGUGUUGAAUGACCGUGCUCAGAUCAACAAAUUCGUUACAUGCACUCUCAAACCAGGAUUUAAUGAAUUGGUUUUGAAGAAUCUGCCAAGUUGCUUAAUUCAUGAUUCAUUGAGAGUUGAAGGAAAGGGCAACGCUAAGAUUCAUGAUUUUAAUUUCAAAAAUGAAUUAGUUCUGGAUGAAGAAAGCGAGUUGGAGCAUAUGGAGAAAAUUGCGGAGCUCAAAAAUGUGAUGAAACAAAAUGCAUCGAAAUUAAAUGAACUAGAGGAUCGAAAAGGUAUUUUGAAAAGACGAUUGAAGUCUAUGAAUCUAAUAGUUGCACAAAUUGGACCUGGAAUCAUGAAAACCCAAGAGAGAGAACAAACCAUUGAAGUGAAUGAAGUAACAUUUUCGAACAUUGACAAGUUUUUCGAUGCUUAUAAUCAGAAAGCCGUUGCUCUCACAGACGAAAGGAGAGCUAUUGAUAUUGAUAUCGCUAAAACGAAAUUAACCAUACAAGAAGCUAGAAUUGAGAAAAACGGUCAUAUAAACUGCAAAAAUAGCAAUCGACUUGAAAAAAAUGUAUAUAUCACUCUUGAAGCAGAUGCUGAAACUCUCAUCGAACUCGAUUUGAUCUACUAUGUUCACAGUGCCAGCUGGACACCUUCUUAUGAUAUCAGAGUAGAUAUAAAGAACUCGAAAAUGAACUUGAGCUAUUUUGGUAAAAUCAGCCAGCAUACUGGAGAAGAUUGGGUUGAUGCUCCACUUGUUUUAUCUACUGCUAAACCAUCAGUCAAAGGGAAAAUCCCAGAUUUGGGACUACUUGACGUACGAUUAUUUGAAAAACGCAGGUGUGUUCAGAAUAUAUCGCAUCGAACUGCCUCUGGAGUAUUCGACCCGUUUUGGACAGAUUAUAGACCUUGCGCAGCGGCACCACCACAAGAAUUGGGAGUUGGAGAAGAUAGUAGAAGUUUAGAUGUUGUGGUUGCUUCAGAAGUAACACAAUCUGCAUUAAGCACAGAAUUCAAAAUUUUGCGAGAAGCAACUAUUCCAAACUCCACUGAUGAGCACAAAGUUACAAUUGGAAUUGUAAACCUUAAUCCACAACUUGUUCAUCAAACAGUUCCAUCAAAGAAUUCAUCUGCAUUCCUAACAGCUUCUGCAAUCAACACAUCAGAUCUUGCAUUCCUCGCUGGUCAAGCUUCAAUCUACCUCGAUAAUGCUUUCAUUGCCAAAACAUAUCUCAAAGAUGUUUCACCAGGAGAAAGAUUUGAUUGUUCGCUUGGAGUUGAUACUGGAAUUCGAAUCGAAUAUAAACCAGCAAAGAAAUAUCAUCAACAAGCUGGUUUUAUCAAUAAACAAUCAACAAAUGUCACCGAACAAACAAUUGUUAUCAAAAAUACACGAGCAAAUGCACCAAUUUUGAUCACUAUGAAACAUCAUAUUCCAAGAAGUGUUGAUGAAAAAAUCAAAGUCAAUUUGAUUACACCAACAGCUACACCAUUCAAUGCGGGCGAAGAAUCGAAUAAUGAAGUUGUUUUGCCUUCAGAAGGUGCAAAACUGAACUCAUUGAAUAAUUUGGAAUGGACUGUCAAAGUCGCACAAAACAGUUCGCAAACUUUAUUGAUCAAAUAUACAAUUGAUCAUCCAAAAGAUGAAAAAAUCGAGUUCCAGGAGAAAUUUUAA
Molecule: messenger RNA, 1725 nt
Organism: Caenorhabditis angaria
Lineage: Eukaryota; Metazoa; Nematoda; Chromadorea; Rhabditida; Rhabditidae
Source: the annotation of a GenBank genome assembly